Molecule: messenger RNA, 4566 nt
Organism: Rhododendron vialii
Lineage: Eukaryota; Viridiplantae; Streptophyta; Magnoliopsida; Ericales; Ericaceae
Product: FIP1[V]-like protein
Exons: 9
Coding region: 102-3515 (1137 amino acids)
Biological process (GO): mRNA processing
Source: RefSeq, a predicted model, not a curated record
UUUACUUUUCAUAAUCCACAGUUUCUCACUAAUCUCAAAACCCUCCUACUAUGUCCCUGUAAAACACACGCAGAGACUCUCUCUCUCUCUCUCGCUCUCCUAUGGAAGACGACGACGAGUUUGGAGAUCUCUAUACCGACGUCCUCCGCCAGUUCCAACCUUCCCCCGUCAGUUCGCCACCUCCGGUACCACCCAAAUCCCCCAUCGAUCUCAACCUUCUUACCCAAAACGACGACGUAUUUCCCCUCGGAGCAGCUCCCAAUCCCAAUCCUAACCCUAAACCUAACCUCAACUUCACCCUCUCUCACCACACCCAAACCCUAGCUUCGAACUCCCCGCCGGAUUCGAAUCGGAAUUCGAAUCAAGAAGCGGUGAGAGACGAGGGUUUAGCUGACAGGGCGAGUAGUGAGUCUAGGGUUUUGGAGAGAGGUGGAAAAGAUGAUUUUUUGGUGGUGGAAAAAAACGAGGGUUUGAUUGAUAAGGAAGAGAAUUUCGAUAGAUUCGACAUCGAAGAGGCUGAGGAGGAGGAGCCGGUGAUACCGGGGGUUUCAGAUCGUCGAGGAGAAGGGAAUGAUGAUUGGGUGAGCGAGAGUGAUGACGACGACUUGAAAAUCGUGCUUAACGAGAGCAACCACGAUGGUAUGGUGAUGGAGGGAUUGGGUGAUGAAGAUGAUGAUGAUGAUGAUCCUUUGGUUAUUGUUGCGGAUAGCGAUCCGGGUCUCAUUCCGAUGGAAGAGAGGGAGUGGGCGGAGGAUGCAACGACUCGGGGAGCGGAUGGUGAGAGAAAGGAGGUGGGGGAAGGAGCUAAAGCGAAUGGAGGAGCGGUUGUUGCGCCGAAGAUUGGGUUCAACAGCAGUUUCACAUAUCAACCAUUUCAUUCUCAGUUUAAGUAUGUGCGACCUGGCACGGCACCAAUGCCUGGAUCAGUUCCUGUUGGUCUUGUAGGAGCGCCGGGUCAAGUUCGUCCACCGGUCAACAUGGGCCCGGUUACUGGUUUUGGUAGAGGUGAUUGGCGACCAACAGGAAUAAGAAACACUUUUCCUAUGCAGAAAAACUUACAUCCAGGUUCUGGAAUGAAUGUUUGGGGGAACAAUACGGCAGGGCGUGGUUUUGGAAGUGGCUUGGACUUCACUCUUCCAUCACACAAGACGAUAUUUGAGGUUGACAUUAAUAGCUUUGAGGAAAAACCAUGGAGGCUUCCUGGCCUUGAUAUGUCCGAUUUUUUUAAUUUUGGUUUAAAUGAGGAGACCUGGAAAGAUUAUUGCAAACAACUGGAACAACUCCGCGUGGAGACAACUAUGCAAAGCAAAAUCUGUGUCUAUGAAAGUGGGAGAACAGAACAGGAAUAUGAUCCAGAUCUGCCACCAGAACUAGCUGCAGCGGCAGGUGUUCGUGGCACUUCUGAAAAUGCAAAUAUUGCGAAGUUGGACGGUGGACAAAUUGACAUAGCAAAAGGAUCACAAGAUGUGCGGCCACCAUUACCAAUUGGGAGAGCAAUACAGGUGGAAACUAGUUCUGUUGAGCGUCUCCCAUCCACUGAUACCAGGCCACUUCGAAUCCGUGAUUCCGAUGUAAUAAUUGAGAUAGUGUUGCAGGGCUCUACAGAUGAUGCUUCCUUGCCUGGGAAUGAUGUGACAGAGCAACCGGAAAAUGAACCUUUGAGGGAGAGUUUCAGAGGUGGCCAGGAAACUAAUGGGGACAUCAUAGAGCAACAAAGUGGUGGUAGGAAGAGGGAAAUUGUUGGGAGAAGAGCUCCAUUUAUGAAUUCCAUUCAUGACAACAUGAUUGAAGGAGAAUCACUGCUUCCGCAUCGUCCCGAUUCUAGAGAGCGUUCUUCUUCAAAUCCCGGAAGGAAUGUUGGCACCCUUCGUGAGGAGAGGCAGGCAAAGGGGGGAGCACGCGACAGAUCCCCUAUUAUGACACAUAGUAGUAGUACACUGGAUAAAGGCGUUCUUCGCACUCAGAAGGAAGAUUCAGUUGAAAGCAGUGGUGGAAAACAAAGCAAUCAGUUCUCAUCUCCGGCCACCGUUGGGAGUGAUGAGGAGCCCGAUGUUGAACAUCGUGAUGGCUUGCAUGGAAGCUCUGUAAUGUCUGAUGGAGGGGAAAUGGCUUUGGACAGAACCACCUUUACUGAUACCCACAUAUCGGAAAACCAAUUGCCUUCUGUGAAAAAGCAAAAACUCAGUUCUCGAGUUAGACAGUCUCCUGAUCAAGAGAUUGGUAAUGAAGGGGACAUAAAGGCUGCUAGAAGCAGAGAAAACAGCAAAGCAAGAUCGGAUAGCAGCAGAGAUUACCACAAGUUCCCCGAUAGUAUUGACGAGGAAGUUGUUCAACGUGGACGUUCUACACAAAUGGGGAACUUGAAGAGACCCCACGGUGAAGAUGAGCAGAGUGUGCGAAGAAAGAGACGUGAAGUAGAAAAGCACCGCAUGGUGGAAAAAGGAUGGGAGGAUUCUCACUCUCGUCGAGAUUUGGAUCCUCAUUUGGCUCGUCACUCGCACAUGAAAACUGAGGGUAUAGACAGGCGAAAGGAGAGAGAGAAUUCUGAGGGAGUUUGGCAGCAAAGAGAUGACGAUCCACAUGGAAGGAGGGCUAGAGCUGAGGAAACAAGGAACAAGGUCCGAGAAAGAGAGAGGAUGGAUAAAGAUGAGCAUCUUCAGUUGAGGAAACAGUUGGACUAUGGUAAUUCUAGGGGCUAUCAUGAUAGAGAUGUGGGAUCACGACCAAGAGAAAGGGAUGACAAUUUGAAGAGUCAAUAUGAGAAUAUGAACAAUCAUUAUACCAAAAGAAGGAAAGAAGAAGAUUAUUCAAGGAGGGAUGGUGAAAAGGAAGAAAUCUUACAUAGCCAUAGAGAAAACCCAAGUCAGCGUAAGCGAGAUAGGGAUGAUGCUUUGGACCCGCGGAAGAGAGAUGACCAAGUGAGAACAAGAGAGGACAAUUAUAAUUCUGUUAGGUACAAAGAAGAUGACUGGAUUCACAGAGACAGGGAUCAGAUGCACAGAACCAAACAAUCACAUGAAGAAAGUUUAUUGAAGAGGGAAAGAGAAGAACGACGGGAAGGAGUAAGGAAAACUGGACGAGCUGCAGAAGAAAAACUAUGGGUCCCCCAUGGUAGAGUGAAGGAUGAGUAUAAGGGAACUUCUGCCAGAGAUUACCAAUUUAAAGAGACCAGUCGGCAUAAUGAGCAACUUACGAGAAGGGUUGAAGAUGGAAGCCUAUCACAGCAUAGGGGACAUGAUGAUUUCCAUUCAACACGUGGAAGCCAACACAACGAAGAUGAGAGAAGAUCAAGGCAGGAAAGGGAAGGUACUCGGAGGGAUCUUGUUGGUGGUGGUUCUGAUAACAAUAGGGUGCAUGAAAAGAAACGUAAAGCUAACAUGAGGAGUAAAGAUUCCAAGGGCGGAGAUGGUAACUCUGUGGGUCCUUCCACGAUAAGUCAAGAAGACCAAAGUGGUCACAUGAAUGAGCGGGUACGUUACAACUCCAGAAACACUAACAUGCCACUGCUGAGGUGAUACUGAAAGGCACAACCGAGCAGGGAAAACAUAAUGAAGAUGCUUCUUCAGACGAUGAACAGAGAGAUUCAAGAAGGGGACGGUCCAAAUUGGAACGUUGGACAAGCCAUAAGGAGAGGGAUUUCAAUAUCAACUCAAAGUCUUCAUCAUCUUCCAUGAAGGUUAAAGAGAUUGACAAGAGUAAAAAUGGAGCCAGCAAGCUUCCGGAAGAAUCAUCCAAGACUGUUGAAACCAUCAAUGGUCAACAUCCCUUGGGUGAUCAAAAGGAUCAAAAUGAUGGGAAAUCAGUGGGUGGUAGAGACUCGGACACAGCUGCAAAGUUGAAGCAGCGAAGCGAGCGUUUCAAGCUUCCAAUUCCAAAUGAUAAGGAAGCUACGGUGAUUAAAAAGAUGGAGAGUGAACCAUUGCUGCCUUCCGCCCAAAGUGGAGCCAAUGACGAUCCGGAGAUCAAACUAGAGCGUCCGCCUCGGAAACGGAGGUGGAUUAGUAACUAACUGUGGAAUGAAAUAACAUGUUUUUGUUUUUGCUUAUUGUUAUGUAUUAUACACCGGCAAAUGUAACAUUGUCCUGCCCAUUGAUGGGCUCUGAAUUCACAUUUUUACUCCAAAGAAACAUUAAUUUGUAGCGAACUUUAUUGUAUGGAUUGUACAGCAGUUGCUCGGAGGGCACUUAAGUGACCAGUCCGAGUCAAAGUCGUGUAGCUGACUCGAGUGAAGGCUUUUGCUCCAGGUGGUGAGGAAGAAUGCCGGCUUCUUCAAGUUUUUGAUGUGGAGGUUUGGAGAAGUUUCAAUGCAGGGAACCAUUUGGGUGAGAAGGAAAAUUGGUGAUCUGUGCUUACUGCAGAAGGAAAAUUGCCAAGGUAGAUAUAAAUGGGUGAUCUGUGCUUACUGCAGUUUGGCAAUCCAUGUUGUAUAAAUUUUGAUUGUUUUUUAUUUCCAUAGCACGUGAAUCUAGAGCGCGUUAUAUUGAUGUUGCAUUUUUGUGUUUGACAACAAUAUCAGUACCCUGUAAUCCCUAAUCGAUAGGGGUAUAGAACAGUGAUUGGUCACCA